Molecule: messenger RNA, 2067 nt
Organism: Abrus precatorius (Indian licorice)
Lineage: Eukaryota; Viridiplantae; Streptophyta; Magnoliopsida; Fabales; Fabaceae
Product: aspartyl protease family protein At5g10770-like
Exons: 2
Coding region: 448-1842 (464 amino acids)
Biological process (GO): proteolysis
Molecular function (GO): aspartic-type endopeptidase activity
Source: RefSeq, a predicted model, not a curated record
UGAUAAAUUAAUAUUUGGCAAGCAUGGCCACUUUUGCAUAUUUGUAUUAUGUGAAUAAUGUUACUAUUAUUAUUAUUGCCAAAGGAUGUGAAGUGUAGGUACUCAGUAUUUAAGAUGUUGUUGUAACAAAUCAUGGUAGAUAAUAUGAGAGGGUCACAGUGGACCAUGUAGCUAGUUACUCCACCACGAUUCAUUAGUUAUGUGAGCUUCUUGGGUUGGAGGAUAUUUAAGGCAUUCACUGUUAUGCAGAUAACAAAAGAAAACAAGUUUGAACUUUGGUCACAUACUACAAUUUUUUUUAUGUUCCUUUAUCAUUUGCAUCAUUGGUAGGGAAAAGUGUCGGUUUGGCUACAAUUAGAGCUCUAUUGUACCAUAUAUCUGCUUGGGAAAGAAUAAGAAACUUGUCCAUAGUUAAAUUUUACAGGGCCAGCCAAUAGGGUAUACAAGAUGAGGAUCUUUUGGUUUCUAGUUUUCUCUGCACAUCUGGCAAUAGCAUCUUCACUUGUGGAAUUUGAAGAUAAUGAUUCAAGGCACACGCAAACCACCAUGCAGCUGAAUUUGUAUCAUGCUAGAGGUCUUGAGUCCUCUCUAACUUCCACAUCACCAUUUUUAUUCUCUGACAUGUUCACAAAAGAUGAGGAGCGUGUCAAGUCUCUUCAUUCCAGAUUAGCUAACAAGGAAGGUGUCAGCAAUUCAGGCACCACUACCUCUUCUGAUAAAGUGGGGGGACCAAAACUUGUGAGUACACCAUUGAAAUCUGGUUUGUCAAUUGGUUCAGGUAAUUACUAUGUGAAAAUAGGACUUGGGACCCCUGCUAAGUAUUUUACCAUGAUUGUAGACACUGGUAGCUCCCUCUCCUGGCUCCAAUGCCAACCUUGCAUUAUGUACUGCCAUGUGCAGGUUGACCCUUUAUUCAGUCCUUCAACAUCUAAGACCUACAAAACCUUGCCAUGUUCAUCCCCUCAGUGUUCCUCUCUCAAGAGUUCUACACUAAAUGCUCCAAGUUGCUCAAAUGCAACUGGUGCUUGUGUAUACAAAGCAAGCUACGGUGACACUUCUUUCUCAAUCGGUUAUUUGAGUCAAGAUGUGCUAACCUUAACUCCAUCAGAAGCACCAUCAAGUUUUGUAUAUGGUUGUGGACAGGACAAUCAAGGAUUGUUUGGAAGAGCUGCAGGUAUUUUGGGUCUAGCCAAUGACAAGCUCUCCAUGUUCUCACAAUUGUCCAACAAAUAUGGCUAUGCUUUCUCCUAUUGUCUUCCCACAUCUUUUUCAGCACCUAACUCUUCCAGGGAAGGUUUCUUAUCCAUUGGAAGCUCAUCAUUGACACAAUCAUCAUCAUACAAGUUCACUCCCUUGUUGAAGAAUCCAAAACUUCCUAGCUUAUAUUUUCUAGAUUUGACAACUAUUACUGUGGCAGGUAAGCCACUAGGAGUGGCUUCCUCAAGUUACAAUGUGCCUACCAUAAUAGACUCUGGCACAGUAAUCACAAGGCUACCUUUGGCUGUUUAUACAGCACUGAAAAAAGCAUUUGUGACGAUCAUGUCCAAAAAGUAUUCACAGGCCGAAGGACUCUCCAUCUUGGAUACUUGUUUUAAGGGUAGUGUCAAAGAUAUGUCAACAGUGCCUGAGAUUCAGAUGAUAUUUCGUGGAGGUGCUGGCCUUCCUCUUAAGGUUCAUAACACCCUUAUAGAAAUUGAGAAGGGAGUUACUUGUUUGGCCAUAGCUGGUAGCCCUGCAGCUAACAACAUUGCCAUUAUUGGGAAUUAUCAACAACAAACAUUCAAGGUGGCUUAUGAUGUUGCCAAUUCUAAGGUUGGAUUUGCAGCUGGUGGCUGCCAGUGACACUAGUACUUGUUUCCUGACCAAAUCAUGUUGCAACUCAUAAAGCUAGUGCUGGAUACAAUUUAUCAAUUGUUGUUCACAAAAAUGCUACAAUAAAGAUCAAAGACCACUUGCAGGGGCAUAUGCUGUAUCUUAGUGUGCUAAUAAGAAAAAUGACCAAAAAGUUUCAAUUAGGUUGAGGGAAAUUUUACUUUGAAUGUCAAAAUACGCAUGGGGGGCAUGCUA